Molecule: messenger RNA, 312 nt
Organism: Porites evermanni
Lineage: Eukaryota; Metazoa; Cnidaria; Anthozoa; Scleractinia; Poritidae
Source: the annotation of a GenBank genome assembly
AUGUUUAUGAUUAGAAAGCAACCAAAUAUGGAGAUCGUAAAUUCAAUUUUCAAUAGCGACUACAAUAACGGGAAGAUUUACAAGAUCGAAUUUGAGAAAUGUGACAAAGCUUAUAUUGGCAGUACAACUGGUGAGCUCAAAACACGGUUGUUGCAGCACCUGACCAAUAAUAAGAGCCCCGUUUAUCAAUAUCGAACACAAAAACCUCAUAUCAGUCUCCUUAUUGUUAAUGCUCCUAGUAAAGGAAAACGAGAAUUGGAAAAAGUAGAGUUCCAAUGGAUAGCCGAAUACAGUGAGAAACUAGGAGAUUGA